GUGACUAACCUUUGACCUCUCUUCAGAAAAAACGCGGGCGCUGCGGACAUUUCUUAAGCAAGACGGUGCCUUAAGGCGAUUUAAACGUCUCAGACCCUCCCAAGACGCCCACAGAACGCCAGCCAUGAAGCUGGUUGUUGCGCUGCUGGUUUGCUGCCUGGUUGUGGUGAGCGGACAGGGACCGGACCCGGAAAUCUGCGAUCCGAACCCGACCAAUCCCGGCCCGGCGCUACCGGAACUGCCGCCGAUGUUUCAGGUCCGUGUGGAAGCGAACAUCGUGGAGAAAAACUACACCAUGGUGCAGCACGAGUUCUACGACUACCCAAACAACAGGGGUGCGCUGAUGUCGUAUGGAAACGGGAGUCGCCGCCACGAGGUGUACGACUACGCUACGCUGGAGAGGUUCACCAUUUUUGACAAUGGAACCUGCCUGACGUCCAACAUGUCGACUUCAAGGUUCAACUUCUUCUCCUACCACAUGGAACACGGACACGCUCACAUCAACAAGGCUGGCUUCAUCCUGCACUUUGGGGCUCAGUUUAACGAGACAUACAACGGCACUACUACCGUUCGUGGCAUCCCAGUGAACCACUGGUACUCCUGCAUGCACAACUCCACGUGGAACUCCACCUACAAACUCGACUUCUACUUCUCUGUACCCGGCUACCAGACCGCUUCCGGCCAGGACCAGAUUCCCGUACGCGCGGAGAUACGCGGAAAACGGCUGACCUUCAACCCCCAGACGAAAGGUCCCUCUCGCGAGUACAAGUCUAUCCACCACAUCUAUGACUUCCAGGGUUUCCACAGCCGGACCGGUCACCGUGACAUGACCUGGGUGUACCAGACGGAGGGUGUGGUCUGUCCCGGCCGGGUUAACACCAAACCUGUCCCCUCCACGCCCCUGCAGUUCUACGCUGAAGUGGAGAUGGUCAACAUGAAAAACCAGACCGUGCAGUACAUGCGGGAGUACUUUGACUACAAUUCGAAGCUGUUCCGAGUCGACUUCCACCCCACCAGCAACAGGAGCAGAAAAUGGUCCUUCGGCCCCGUCCAGCACAAGGCCAUCCACGACUACAACUCAGGUCUGGAGUACUUGAUUAGUUACCAGCCUGAGAACUGCACCAUUCGGCCCAUCUCCAACUACUCGUUUGACGCCGACAUCGACGCCUCCGACCACACCAAGGUGCACAUGAAGACGUCUUACGAGAUGUUCCACUUCGACGAUAAGGACUUCACCUACUCAGGAGUGAGCCGAGUUCGAGACAUCCAGACUGACGUGUGGGUGAGCAGGGAGGUGAACUAUCACGUUCCACAGGGCAGCAAAUAUUCUACUGACUUCACCUACCAGUGGUACUUCUCAGCUGAAAACUGGACGUCGACAACUCGUGGGUCAGUGAACCAAUCACAGGUGCCGAUCAGGCUUAGCAGGAAGGGAACCUGGCAGCGUGAUGACUCCUCGGCCCCACAUGAAUCGGAGCUUGUGUUCAACAUGUUUAACUUCGACUCCGGCGAGCAGCAUCUCUGGCACUUCGACGUCUCCUUGUGCUUCAAGGAACCGAACAUGCAGAAAGGUGUCUUCUUCCAGGUACCAGCUCUGUACAACGAUCUGAUCAGUGGCGACAAGUACCGUUUCUACCGCGCCGUACAGGCCGCCGUGGCAGAGGCUGCUGGGAUACACGCUCUACGCGUCACUGAAGUCUGGCACACGGCUACAGACGGCCCGUUGUGGGUCGGCGCAACCUUGCUGGAGCAUCCCAAGGUCAAGGGCGACAGUGUCGAGAUGACCCAACAGAAACCGCUGGAAACCGCCUUCAGCGACUUCAAGCAGCGUCUGGACGCAAACGCACUGGUCAUCAGGUUUGCUCCGGACCCUUCAAGGGGACAGGAGGUUUACCUGACAGCUUUGCCGGGUUCGCUGGAGACCAGCAAAGACUUCAUCACCUUCCUCAGUCAGAAGAACAAACCUUCUAACACCUACCGACCAGGCACCGUGGCGGGCAUCGCCAUAGGAACGACAUUACUAGGCGCUCUCAUCGGGGUGGGGGGCGCCUGGUUCAUGUGGAAGUACCGUCUGCAGGACGUGCCCUACGGAACACAGACCUGACCUUUCAACCUUGCCCUGUAGCCUGACCUUUGAACCUUAUACACUUGAACUUUGACCCCAAGGAAACAGACAGGUACUUGACUUUAACAAUGCUGGUUUCUUGCCCUUGACCCCUAAGUAUGAACCAUUGACCCUUUACUGUUGACCCUUGACUAUUGACCCUUGACCCUGAUGCCAAAGAUGUUCUUGAUUCCUUUGUCUCCCCUGUGCUGGGUACAGUGUCUACCUGUGAUGUGUUUUCUUGGUUUACUAGACUGUGGUGUACAAUUCUUUUCUUUACAAAGGAGACGUUUUCAAUGCACUUAUGGUGUUUGAAUGAUAUAAUUUGACAAGAAAAAUCUUAUGUAUAUUUUAGAAUUACCUUUACAGCUGCAAGUGGGCUACAUGAAGUAACUUUGCUGCUUUUGGGGAUACUUAAGGUUGUUUGUUUGUUUGUUUGUUUAUAUUUAAGUAGAAAUCCUAGUUAACUGGAUUGAAAGAAGACAAUUGCACAGAACUUAUUUUCAAUUAUAUGUGAUUGUGUAUAUUCUGUCUAAUUAGGGUAAGGUUUAGUUGGUUGGUUAAUUAGUAUUGCCUUGCAUACACCAUUACUCGGCAUUCUAGUACAUGUAUCUUGUGCCUUGUGGUUGAGGCCAACUCUUUAUUAUAUAUUUAGCCAAAAUAGAAGUAAAGUUGAAGUGGGUUUGUGUGGCGUAAUGGUGGCAUGCUGAUCCUGGGUUUGAAUCCUGCCAUGUCACCGAUCUUGUGCCCUUGGGAAAGGCAAAAUUGGAGCUGUGCAGGUAAAAUUGGAGCUGUGUAUUUUGAACUUGGAGCUGUACAGGUAAAAUUGGAGCUGUGUAUUUUGAAAUUGGAGCUGUACAGGUAACAUUCAAGUAUGUUAGAGUUUGUGGAUUCUGGUUUGUUGUGUACUGAUAGUCCAUUCAGGUUUCUGUUCAAACUUACGAAGUUGUACUGAAUCAUGCAUUUUAGAACUAUGAGCAGAGAAAGCAGGUGUUGAGUGAAACUAGAGUGAAAAUCUUGCCAUGUGAGCAAGCAUGAAGGAGCUGACAAAAAGGAACUACCGGUAGAAGAGUUUGUUUAUUUAUAUUUGUUUGUUUGUUUGUUACAUUUUCCACAAGUAUACAAGUCACAAAGACAUGUUUGUUGACAAGUAAACAUAAAUGACAAUCCAAACUGUUACAAGUUUUGGCACCAAAGUGUUACAUUUUGCAGCUUAAACUUAACUUUCUAAGGUGAUUGUUAGAAGGCAACAUAUAUGUUACAAACCAGGGUUGUUACACCAAAAAGCAACAUAUGUUACAAACUAGGGUUGUUACACCAAAGUGAUCUAUGCAUAUCAAUCUAGGAUUGGAGUGGAAAUUAUAUAUCCUGAAGUUCA
Messenger RNA from Branchiostoma belcheri (Belcher's lancelet), 3482 nucleotides. RefSeq lists its product as uncharacterized. The coding region runs from base 125 to 2104 and encodes 659 amino acids. Lineage: Eukaryota; Metazoa; Chordata; Leptocardii; Amphioxiformes; Branchiostomatidae. The transcript is spliced from 16 exons. The record is from RefSeq and is a predicted model, not a curated record.